GUCACCUCCCACCCCACAGAGACGGAAGCCGGCGGGGUCCGGGCAGGUCCGGGUGCUGCGGGCGGAGGAGACAUGAGCGACUCCAAGGUGAAGGUGGCCGUCCGGAUCCGGCCUGUGAACCGGAGAGAGGUGGACCUUCAUACAAAAUGUGUGGUGGACGUAGAAAAAGACCAAGUCAUUCUUUACCCCAGCAACCCGAACCUGUCCAAAGGAGAUGCCAGGAGCCAGCCAAAAGUAUUUGCAUACGAUCAUUGCUUCUGGUCGAUGGAUGAAUCUGUAAAAGAGAAAUUUGCAGGACAAGAUGUUGUUUUUCAGUGCCUUGGUGAGAACAUUCUCCAGAAUGCCUUUGAGGGGUACAAUGCUUGUAUCUUUGCCUAUGGACAGACUGGCUCAGGAAAGUCUUACACCAUGAUGGGCACAGCCGACCAGCCUGGACUCAUCCCCCGACUAUGCAGUGCCCUGUUCGAGAGGACGCAGAAGGAGGAGACUGAUGAACUGAGCUUCAAAGUGGAAGUUUCCUACAUGGAAAUUUACAAUGAAAAAGUUCGGGAUCUCCUGGACCCCAAAGGGAGCCGGCAGUCCCUCAAAGUUCGGGAGCACAAGGUCUUGGGCCCGUAUGUGGAUGGUCUUUCCAAACUGGCAGUCGCAUGCUACAAGGAUAUAGAAUCUCUUAUGUCGGAAGGGAACAAGUCUCGCACAGUAGCAGCAACCAACAUGAAUGAGGAAAGCAGUAGAUCCCACGCCGUGUUCAAUAUCAUCCUCACACAUACUCUUACUGAUGUCCAGUCCUCGACCUCAGGUGAGAAAGUCAGCAAACUGAGUCUGGUGGAUUUAGCCGGAAGCGAGAGAGCCACGAAGACGGGCGCCGCUGGGGAGCGUCUGAAAGAAGGGAGCAAUAUAAACAAAUCCCUCACCACCCUGGGCCUGGUCAUCUCUGCCCUGGCAGACCAAGGAGCUGGGAAGAAUAAGAAUAAGUUUGUUCCGUAUCGGGACUCUGUGUUGACAUGGCUGCUGAAAGACAGUCUUGGCGGGAACAGUAAAACUGCCAUGGUGGCCACGGUCAGCCCUGCUGCUGAUAACUACGAUGAGACUCUUUCCACUCUUCGCUAUGCCGACAGGGCCAAGAACAUAGUCAACCACGCCGUGGUCAACGAGGACCCCAAUGCCCGAAUCAUCCGAGAGCUGCGAGAAGAGGUGGAGAAGCUACGAGAGCAGCUGACGCAGGCUGAGUCAAUGAAAGCACCUGAACUGAAAGAUCGGUUACAGGAGUCGGAGAAGCUCAUCCAAGAAAUGACCGUGACGUGGGAGGAGAAACUGCGCAAGACGGAAGAAAUCGCUCAGGAGCGCCAGAAGCAGCUUGAGAGUCUCGGCAUAUCACUCCAGUCCUCAGGGAUUAAAGUCGGAGACAACAAGUGCUUUUUAGUCAAUUUAAAUGCAGACCCGGCCCUCAACGAGCUUCUGGUUUACUACCUUAAGGAUCACACGCUUGUUGGGUCUGCCGACUCGCAGGACAUCCAGCUGUGUGGGAUGGGGAUCCUCCCUGAACAUUGCAUUAUCGACAUCACCCCAGAAGGCCAAGUCAUCCUGACCACAAUGAAGAACACCAGGACUCUGGUCAAUGGGUCGGCCAUCACUAACCCCACACAGCUCCAACACGGGGACCGCAUACUGUGGGGGAACAAUCACUUUUUCAGGAUAAGCUUACCAAAGAAGAAGAAGUCCGAGCGGGACGAGGAGGAACGGGACACCAGUAUGAGGAACAGCAGCAGCUUCGAGCAGCUGGACGCAGAUGGAGACAGUUCCAGUGAGGUGUCCAGCGAAGUCAACUUUAACUACGAGUACGCUCAGAUGGAAGUCAUGAUGAAAGCACUGGGAAAUAACGACCCCAUGCAGUCCAUUCUGCAGACUCUGGAGCAGCAGCAUGAAGAAGAAAAGCGCACUGCACUGGAACGCCAGAGACUGAUGUAUGAACAUGAGUUGGAGCAGCUCCGGAGGAGGCUGUCCCCAGAGAAGCAGCAUUAUCGCAGCAUGGACAGGUUCUCCUUCGGCUCCCCCAACGCCCAGCAACGCAUCAAACAAUGGACGGAAGAGAGGGAAGUGAUGCUGCAUCAUAGUUUCAUGAAGCUCAGGGAACAAAUCGCCAAGGCCAAUCUGUACGUCCAGGAGGCCAAUUACAUUGCCGAUGAGAUGGACAAGAGGACGGAGUACAAAGUCACCCUGCAGAUCCCGUCCUCCAGCCUCAACGCCAACAGGAAGCGGGGCGAGGUGCUCAGUGAACCGGCCAUCCAGGUGAGGCGGAAAGGAAAAGGCAAACAGAUCUGGUCCCUGGAGAAGCUGGAGAACCGUCUGGUGGACAUCAGAGAACUGUAUCAGGAAUGGAAGGCUUGUGAGGAGGAGGACAAUCCUGUAAGCCAGGGGUAUUUCCGGCGCGCAGAUCCUUUCUAUGACGAGCAGGAGAACCACAGCCUCAUCGGAGUAGCCAACGUAUUCCUGGAGUCCUUGUUCCAUGACGUGAAGCUGCAAUAUGCCGUCCCCAUCAUCAAUCAGAAGGGAGAGAUUGCAGGACGUCUGCAUGUGGAGGUUGUCAGAGUCAGCGGAGACAUCGAUGACAGGAUUGGCGGUGGUGAGGAUGGAUUGGACACCUCCACUGACAGUAAAUCUCAGGAGCACAAACUGGUCUGUAUGGUUAAAGUGCUUCAGGCCACAGGUUUGCCACAGCAUCUCACCAACUUUGUGUUCUGCCACUAUACUUUCUACGACCAGCCAGAGCCCAUCAAUGUGGCCCCUGAGGUGGACCCAAGUACAGCCUCCCCUAUCUGCAAGGAACCCCAGUGCAUGGUUGUCUUCGAUCACUGCAAGGAGUUUUCUGUUAACAUCACAGAAGAUUUUGUGGAUUAUCUGGCUGAAGGGGCAUUGGCGAUUGAGGUUUACGGACACAAGCAAAACGACCCCCGCAAGAAUCCUGCCCUCUGGGAUCUGGGGAUAAUACAGGCCAAAACACGCAGCCUGAGGGACAGGUGGAGUGAGGUGACCCGGAAGGUGGAAUUGUGGGUACAGAUAUUGGAAUUAAAUGAGAAUGGAGAGUACUGUCCUGUAGAGGUUGUCCCUGCUAAAGACGUUCAGACGGGAGGCAUCUAUCAGCUGAGACAGGGGCAGUCACGACGUCUUCAGGUGGGGGUGCGCUCUGUGCAAGACUCUGGAACAUUGCCUCUAAUAGAAGAAUCUAUUUUGUCGGUGUCGGUGGGCUGCGUUAAAAUUGUCCAUACAAAAUCGGGAAAGUCUCAAGAUACACACCAGGACAGUGGAGAGGAUGUUGACAGCUACCAGGACCGGGAUCUGGACAGACUGAAGAGGAAAUGGCUGAACGCUCUCACCAAGCGCCAGGAGUAUUUGGACCAACAGCUGCAGAAACUCGUCAGCAAGCCAGAUAAGACAGAAGAUGAUGCAGAUCGAGAAGCGCAGCUCUUGGAGAUGAGACUGACUUUGACCGAAGAGAGGAACUCCGUCCUCGUUCCUUCUGCCGGCAGCGGGAUUCCCGGAUCACCAGCAAAUUGGACUCCAGUUUCUGGAAUGGAGACACAUAUCCCUGUUAUAUUCCUGGAUCUUAAUGCGGAUGAUUUCAGCUCGCAGGAUAAUCUGGAUGAACCAGAGGCAGCCGGUUGGGACGCCACGCUCACCAACGAAGAGGAAGAUGAAUUCUAUGAUCUGCAGAUCAUCAAACACCACGAGAACGAGGUAAAAUCAGAGGCCUCCUGGGACUGCACCGUCCACAACUGUCCGCAGCUCAGUAAAGGCUCCUCUGCGGAUGAGAGAGUUUACCUUAUUGCCAGAGUCACAGUACAGCUGAGUCACCCUGCUGAGAUGCAGCUAGUUCUACGCAAGCGCAUAUGUGUCAAUGUCUACAGCCGCCAGGGGUUCGCUCAGAACUUUCUAAGAAGGAUGUCUCACAGGAGCAACAUUACGAGCUGUGGAGUUACUGUUGAAAUUGUUUCUAAUAUUCCGGAGGACUCUCAAAGCUCUGAAGACCGAGAAGCCCUGGCACGCCUGGCAGCGAAUGCAGAGGAUACCGGCUCAGCGGAUUCUGAAGCAUACAUUGAGAAGUAUCUGCGGAGUGUUCUGGCUGUGGAAAACAUCCUUACCCUGGACCGGCUGCGUCAGGAGGUGGCAGUGAAAGAGCAAUUAUCGGGGAAAGGAAAGCUACAUCGGAGGAGUUUAAGUUCACCUAAUGUUCACAGACUAUCAGGCAGCCGACAGGACCUGGGAGGUCAUCAAAGCCUGGCUAAUAACAGGGGUCGAUGGGAGAGCCAGCAGGACGUAUCCCAAUCCUCACCCAACUCCCGCUCUAGGGGCACAUCGCCCCGGCGGUCCCAGAAUGUGCCCCCUGCACACAAUCAGUCACAGGAUCAAGGUCAGGACAGCGCGGCGUCUACCUACUUGAACCCUGUGAAAUCCUUAGUGCCUCAAAUGCCGAAACUCCUUAAAUCUCUGUUUCCUCAGCGUGACGAGAAGGGCAGACAAGCGGCUACCACGCUCAGCCCUCAGCCUGUCCCUCGGAUUAUAGUCCAGUCUGCGAGUAUCGAUGACACGGCGUUCAAGCUAAAAACGAUUGCCCUCGAGGAACGGACCAUAACCCACCAACCAGUGAUCGCUCGUUCACCAACGCAAGAGAAGAGAACUGAAAAGCCAUCUACAGUGCCUUCACAGCCAAAACAUUGCGAAUCUCCAGUACAGGAUUCCCAAGAGGGGGGGCCUCCAAGUCCUGUCAGCGAAGCUUCGAGUGGGUACUUUUCCCACAGCGUUUCCACAGCCACUUUAUCAGAGGCAUUAAUUACAGGAAAUGAGGUGCCUACAGGUCAAAUCUUAAGCCCCACAGCUACUGACAGUAGUCCACCCAGUGUACCUUCUGCUCAAGAGCCCCCUAGAAUAGAAUCUAGAAACAAAAUCAAUGCCAUCCCAGUUGACAUUUAUCACAAAGCUGAUGUUGGUCUUCAAGAAGAUAUCCUAACUGAUACAAAUGUUAAGGAUGUGAAUGACUCGAUAGGUUCUGUCCUGGGUGAUCACAGCAAGCAUAGUUUAGAAGAUCACAUUCGGAAACAUGAGGAGCCUCUUUUGACAAGCUUGGAAGCACAUCACACAACAGCCACCUCAAAAAGUAUUUCUUCAGAAAAGAUCACUGCAAGCACCUUAUCUUCAGAAAAUCACAAGGAGGCUCAACCAAUGCUCACGGCCGAACACUUAAACCAAACCAAAGGCGUUGUUUCUCCAUUCAGGAUACAAAAAGUAAGGCAGUCAGAACUGAAAUCUUUUACGCGGAUACUUGGCGAUGACCUUGGAGAUGUUCCUAGUUUAGAGAAGCCGGGGAGCGCCGUCAAGUUAAAAGGAAGUAAGGAAGCAUUGGAUGACCAGGCAGAGAGCGGGGAAGAGAAAAUGGACGCGACAUCCGACUCUGAGGACUGCCAGGAGGUUCCUGAAUGGUUGAAAGAAGGGGAAUAUGUGACACUCGGAACAAAUAAGACUGGCAUUGUCAGAUACGUCGGCUCUGUGGAUUUUCAAGCAGGGACCUGGGUUGGCGUGGAGCUUGAUUUGCCAGCAGGCAAGAAUGACGGCUCUGUGGGUGGCAAACAGUACUUUAAAUGUAACCCCGGCUACGGUGUCUUGGUGAGGCCCAACAGAGUCAAGAAAGCCACGGGUACGGCACGCAGAAAAAGCGCCGGGCUACGUCUGCAAGGAGCAGUCGAGAACCGAAAGGGCGCCGGCCUCUCCAGCUCUGCCGGAAACCUUGCCACGUUGACCGCUCUGGCAAAAUCCGAUCGAACCGCGAGCCUAAAAGCCGACGCCCAAAAGAAGGCAGAGAACAGGAAGUCUUGGGCCAAUUAAACGCAGUGCUCGCUGCUGUAUUGUAAUGCUGUGUUUUUAACCUUCAGAAGGGCUUUUGCAAUGUGGUCAUCUUGGGUGACAACUCAUGACAAAGCCCUUUCCGCAUGAAUAAUUCCACCAUACUGCUUUCAGGUGUCUCUUCUCCGCAUUGGUGAUGGACCCAGUCAAUCUGAUCCUGUGACGCCGAUUUAAUUUCCGAUGCUGCGGCUACCCCAAAGAUGCAUGGAGAGGUCACCAAUACGCUCAUUUUAACCUUUAUUGUUGGCAAGCAUGGUGCAGGACGACUGACCGUCACAGAGUGUCUACUGUGUAUAUAUAAAUGUGUGUAUGUGUAAAUAAGUUUUAUACAUAUCUUUUAUGUGUUGGAAAAGGAUUGUUGGAUCGUAGGUUCUACAUCUGUGGAUUCCAAACCAGACCAAAUCUGCGUUUCUUUUGUAUCUGUUUUCCAUGUGGUGGUGGCCUUGAGUGGCCAAAGGGAGUCAAGUUGGGACGCAAUAGGAAAUGUAUGUAUGUGUGUGUGUAUAUAAAGGACCAUGGGUGUACAUACACAGCUGUAUUUUGGGGGUAACAAGUGCAAUGGUAAGUGACUGCAGCCAGGAAAAGGGUUAUAAAAGGGCAAACGGUUCGUUCAAGCAGUAACCUCCUCUAUGGUUUAUCCCUGUGCAAGAUGCAUGGAGAAUUACGUCCAGUGAACUAUUCAUGCGUCUAUAUUCGGUAAGGGUUAUGAAUUCGUUUUUUUUGUUUUUUAAUGAAAAUUUAACUGACUUCUGGCACCAAAAUGAUCACUUUUUCUUUUUUCUAUACUGUGCACAAACACCGUUACACAACAAUGAGUCACAUCUCUCCGACACUUUGGCCUUUUUACUUUCUGUUCGUAGUUUUUUUUUUUUCAUUGUAAUAUUUAUAAAUGGUGGGUGUUUUUCUUUUCUUACUUCCGGAGGGUAAUGGGUUGCGAUUUACAAUCAUUCUUAAAGUUUUGUUUAACGGUUGUGGGUUAAUGGUGGUAAUCGGCUAAAUUGUGGUGCUGGGAUCAAGACGGUCUACAGCUUUACACUACAUAAAGGCACAAUAGAUGCAAUUGGGUGGUAUUCACUAAUCUAUAAGUGGUGCUUUAUAGGUUCAGUAACCCACAGACCAAUCAGAUGUUAGAGCAGUGAAAUAAGACAUUUUGAUUGGUUGUUGCUGACUUGUCUGGACCUCACUCUUUAUCACAGUAGUGACAGUUGCACCAACACAUAGAAGACAUUCCACGUGUGCGAUGAUAUGCCGUGUGCUCAAAUUCCUCACGAUGUGUACAUGUGGCACUUGUUCAUUUUUAGGAAGAUAUGCAUGAAAUCAGGACCAAAUGUCUGUGUGCUUAUAAUUCUGGAUCUGUGGGCCUCACAGGGGUCCUGUUUUAUUCUGUGCAUGCAACUGUUUGGGAGGACGAAUACCUGGAAAUACCAUGUGAUUGUCUGUAUAGGUGUCAUUGUCGGACAGCACAGUGCCUUAAGCUCUCGGACUAUCAGUAGAGUCUUUGUUCUGUAGCCUAAUGGCCAACACUAAAGGCAGUAUUCCGAAUAUAUGGGCAUAUCUGAAGGGGAGAUCAUAGGAGGCAACCCCGACGCCCCCUUCCGUUGGGACAGUGGUCAGGAAAAGCCAUGGAGCUACAAGGGGUGACAAACGCACAUCUGUUCUGUACAUUGGACCCCUGUGUACUUCUACCUCCUGGAGCUAGUCAUCUGGUAGCCAUUUUACAACUUGAAUUCAUGUUCAGCCAAUCAGAUAGCUAGGUUGAAGACUUUACAGAGCUUUUAUUGGCUGACAGUGACAGCACAUCGGUACAUGGUAUGGCUUUGGUUUACCAGCUAGUUUUUAUUAGCAGGUUGGGCGCCAUCUUGGUCAACAACUUGCUUCCUUGUUAAUUUAUUAUGGUUUCAAUGCUGACACUCCCUAUACACUGUACAUAUCAAAUCUUAAUACUAAUAAUACAUGCAGUACACUUUGAAACAAAAUGCACUUCAUAUCACCAAGACCUUUAUUGAUAUCAGCUACUUAGUAAGUUCCUCUUGUUUUCUUUCCUUAAAUACCACUUUCCAGGGUCUAUGUCGACAGGCUUUUAUUUGCUUCAAGUUGGUUUUGCAUUCCCAUGCAAGUUUAUAGGGAUUAAAACCUGAAUGAGGCAGUUCAAAGGCAGAUGAGAUUCAACAGAAAACAUGUGCUUGAGGAGCACUGGAACCCAAGCGAAAGUCUGGAUGGAGCUCCAACUUUUAGAGGCAGACAGAGUAUCCCUGGAGUAUUUCUGGACAAUAUGUAAGGGAUCAGGGCGUUGCAAAGCUUUGAGUCAGGUAAGCGUUUAUUUUUUCACAACAAGAAGAUCAAAGGGCAACUCAUUUUGGGGGUACAAAAAUGUCCCUUGAUCAGGGAGAACAAUGAAGAUUUGGGUCAGAUUGGCAACCUAGUUCUUCUACUUGAUGGAGGAGUUUUGAAUCCCCCAAUUGCAUUGGCUUUUAACCUUCUUGUCAUGAAAAAUACCCUUUGCUGGACUAAUUCAAGCUCAAUGGUGUUCUCAUCCUUUAAAUCUUCUCCAAAUGCAGAUCAAGAGGUCAAUGGCAUGUCAUGUCAAUGAAUUUUGAAUGAUCUCAGAAGCGUCUUAAACUGAUUGCCAUUGUAAAAUCCCAAAGCCCAUCGACCUGGGCCCUAAAGUAACCCUAGAUCAGUCAUUCUCAACCAGGGUUCUGUGGAAUAGUAGAGUUCGUCCAGAGGUUCCUUAAGCUAUGGCUUCCUGUCUUCCCGUUUUUUAUGGUGCCUGAAUAGUUCCUAGUCAAUGCCACUUGGCAAAGUGAUCUGCAUGAACCCAAUUCUAGUUUUAGCUGUCUAUAAAGUGAGGAUCCUAUCCACUGGCCACCAUUCUAAGGGGCCAUUUUUUCCAUUGAUCUUCGAAGUAUUGAUUUUAGCAAGGGUUCCCAAAGACCUGAACAUUAUUUCAAGGUUUCCUGUGGGAUAAAAAGGUCGAGAAAGGCUGCCCUAGAUUCUCAAUAUAAACAAGUGUGGUCCAGUCUGUUAGGAAACGACAGAACAUAAGCUGGCUUUUACUACUUUAUCAGCAAGAAGGGGCCCAUUUCUUUGUUGAAGACAUAGGGACAGAGUCCAAUGCCAACGCUUGCAUUUUGUUCGCACUGACUUCUAUUCACUAAGAAGGCAGAUUAGGCACCAAUGAAGGUAGCUUUCAUUGAAUAUCCUCUAAGGGUCUAUUUAUCAGCCCAAGAUUCAGACAACUUUCCACCCAAGAUUCAUAUAUUUCUUUUAACCAAAUUGAAAUGUGUGAAUCUUGAGUGAAAUCAUCGCUAUAUCGAGCCCCAAAGUGUUUAGUGAACCCUUUUGAAGACUUGGCUUGGAACUCAGCUCAACAGAACAUCGGGCACACACUAAUACCUCAAAUUUCAGUACUGACCGGUGAUGAAUUGGGUGCCUAAGCACCAUAGAAAAUUUAGAGUGCCAUGAAUUUGACUUUCUUGUAAAAACAGACAAUAAAUUACAUCAACAGAAAUCUUUCCCGUACACACCUAAAUGUAGUGACUUCUCAAAUUCUAGAAUUAUUAAUUUUACCUGCCAAACUCUCUGCAAAUCAUAUCUGCCUUUUGAGUACGCUGGCUUUGGGCUGGAAGGGGCUCUAUUUCUUGAAAUUCUUUGUAUAUAUUUAAAAGCACUUUACUUGAAUUUACUUAGCCAUGUUUUUUUUGUAAAAAAAAAAGACAGUCAAAAUUUAUCGAGCUCAUCCAUCUCGCGUCGCCAGAUUUUGGAACCUUGUGAUUUGUUGAACAUGCGGUUUUAAAGAUUUAUUUGUUACAGGCAUGUGUGUUUUAAUUUGUACAAGUCACUGCCACGCUCAUCCACAAGGAAUUCUCAUUCGGGGUGGCGUUUUUUUGUUUGUUUUGGGGUUCUUCUUUGUCGUUUUUGAGGUAUGGUGAAAUUAGAAACGUUAUGUUUUUUCUUUUUAUCCUUCAUUUAAUCACAUCAUUCGGACUCCAAUAAAUUAUCCACGUUGCCUUUCGGUGAAAAUAAGAUUCUUGCAGUUAAUAAUUACCAGGUGCCUUGGUUUUGCUAAACUUUUUAAGCCGUAAGCAAAAAAUUAAAUAAAACAUCUUUUCUAUUCACGAUUUUGUAAACGCUAAUUCUUUUUUUGAAGUUAACACUGGGUCUAUGUAUAGUUUUUUUCUUUGUAAGUAAUUGUAACAAAUAAAUAACUGCUGUUUUUUCCGGGAAUAUUUUUCUUUGCUUCCCGAGCCAGACUUUUUGAUUACAAAGAGUAUUUUUUUUCCUCGUAUAUACCAGCUGGCACAUAAAGAUAAUAAAAAUGUUUUUUUCUUUAAUAGCCACUUUUAAGUUUUUAAUAUGAUGCCUAGAGCUAUUAAGUCUUCUGUCCCAGAUUUGUUAGUAAAUAGCUCAAUGCCCCUAGUUCGUAAUCAGCACUGUGAUUUUUUUUAUUUUUUUUGCUCUUCUAGUUCUAAUUUAAUGUGUUAAGUUUCUUUAAAGCCCAACAACUAAGACUUCCAGUAGAUGACAGGAAAAGUCCCAAUGUAAAUCUCGGGAUUGGUGCCUUCACUGCAGCUCUUCAACCACUGAGUCUCAAGUCUGUGUCACACUAUGAAUUGUUUUUUUAACGGUAAUAAGCAUGAAAUCCUGAAUCUUUCGAUUGUUCUCAUCACCGGUGGUGUGUGGCAAGCCGAGGGGGUGUCUCAUGCAUGUUUAGUUUUUGGAUGGUUGUAUUAUUGAUCUUCGUGGAGAGCUGAUUUCCAAAGAGACAUCUGUUAAAUUUGUUUUAAAUCAUUUUAUCAUUCUAAACUACUGCAUCUUGUUCAUCGAUGUCUGAUUAAUAAACAUUUUUUAAACCAGUAA
This is a messenger RNA of Rana temporaria (common frog), 10755 nucleotides long. It is a transcript of the gene KIF13B, whose product is annotated as kinesin family member 13B. Gene Ontology annotation, cellular component: adherens junction. Gene Ontology annotation, molecular function: ATP binding; microtubule motor activity; microtubule binding. Gene Ontology annotation, biological process: regulation of protein localization; microtubule-based movement. Bases 73 to 5877 code for a protein of 1934 amino acids. Lineage: Eukaryota; Metazoa; Chordata; Amphibia; Anura; Ranidae. The transcript is spliced from 40 exons. The record is from RefSeq and is a predicted model, not a curated record.